AGAGGCACACAGAGCCCUGCUUCAUCCAGGGAACUGCUCCAUUCAUGCUGUGUUUUCCGUCGGAUCGUCUCCUCUUCUGGUUGCUACAACUGAGGCGGUGCUUGGCAUCUGUGUCGUAGGUGGAGAAAGCUGCCAGGACAAGAAUUUUUACUGCACUCCCCCUGCAGAUUAGUUAAACCCCCCCGGGCUGUUGUCCGUCACUUGGAGCAUUUUAAACCUCCGGGGAUUAGCUGUUGUGGUUAUUGCGGAAGGACAUGGCUGACACUUUAAGGAGACUGACGAAUACAUCUUCGUUCAGCGUUUUACAAGACAAGCUGGAGAGCUGGCACCAAGACUACCAUGUGAUUUCUUGUGACCAAAACUUGAACAGAUGUUGUGAGCUGAUAGAGUUAACAUCCAAAAUCCAAGGCCAACUAUUCACCAUCCUUAAUCUGACAGCUGCUGAAGGGGGACACUAUGGUGGAGUGGAUACCCUAAAAACACGCCUGCUGCCAUGGCUCGGUACCUGUUUUUCGAUGGCGAGGCCCUCUGUUACUAAUGACACCAGUCUACAGCUCAUCCAGGAUUCGGUGGAGAAGGACCGGAGAAUCAGGGAGCUCUCUUUCUCCCAUGAGAAUGAUAUGCAGAAGAUGGAGACCCAGCUGUGCUCCACUCGACUCCAGCUGGACUCUGUCAGAUCAGAACUGGCUGAUGCUCAGAAGGAACUGGAUGAUACAAAGAGCAAAUCAGCAACUACUCUUUUGGCCACUGAAGACGAAAUUAUACAACUGAAAGCAGAUUUGCGCUCUGCACAUGAGCAGCUGGACAUUUACAAGAGGAAGUUGGACUCUCUGGAUGACUAUGAGCGACAAAUCCGUUUGCUGAGAGAUGAAGUGUCCUACCUCAGCUCAGAGAAGGCAAUGCUGCAAGAGAGGUUGGUCAGAAGCCGUUCUCCAAGCCCUUUGCCCAGACUGAGCCGCUCCUCCAGCCCCAUUAGGAGUGAGUCACCCACCAGAGCCCAGCUCACAAACUCCUCCCGUCACGCACGCCUCGUAUCCCGCCUCAGUGACCUGUAUGCUGUGGAGCGUCUGGAGGCCCAGACUCUGCUGCGACGCUACAUUUCAGACUUAGAGAUGGUCCAGAAAAUCAUCUUCAUCGCUGUUGUGGAAUCCUUUAGGACAGCAAAGCUGGCUUACCGUCAGUUCAAGCUACGGGUCAGAAAGACACUGUCCUCAUCCCACUUCGGGCCUGAAAGUCUUGAGGAUGCAGCUGUGGACUACAUUGUCAGAAACUUGGACCUCUAUGAUGUACAGGCCAGCGUCAAUGACGUGAUCAACACCAUGAAUGUGAACCCUCGGAUCUCCUUCCCACCAGAAGUGGACUUUGUCCUCAUCAGUACAUUGAUCAGGGAGACAUGCAGGGUGGCCUUUGCCAUGCAGACACUGGAUCCUCCUCUUGACUUGGCUUUUGCCAGUGAUGGUGAACUUUACAGUGAUCUAAGGUAUCGUCGUAGCUACGACUCAGAGUUCAGCGCUCCUCUGGUGAUGUACCAUGUGUGGCCCGCUCUAAUGGAAGGAGAUGCUGUGAUAGUGAAGGGCGAGGCGGUGACUAGAAGAGGUGCUAUGUGGAGUCGGAGCAGGAGCAGGAGUGCCAGCCCUGUACGCUCUCGCUCCCUCAGCCCGACCCGCAGCCUUGCAUUUAACAGCAAAAGAAGCCUGUCUCCUGAACGCCUGACCACUAGCCACCUGUGAACUCUGACCUCUCCAAAAUCCAAACCUGGAAGUGGACACAGAAGCAUUAGCUCACUCAAAUUUGCAUUUAAUCUGUGACAUUAGUCUUUUCUUGUGUUUACCAACCAAAUAUGGCAACCAGAGGCUCCUCACUCUUUACAUUUUUGAGGGCAUUUAUUAGUGAUUGAAUUAUUAUCAAAAGAUG
This is a messenger RNA of Sphaeramia orbicularis (orbiculate cardinalfish), 1914 nucleotides long. It is a transcript of the gene spata18, whose product is annotated as spermatogenesis associated 18. NCBI's taxonomy places the organism in Eukaryota, Metazoa, Chordata, Actinopteri, Kurtiformes, Apogonidae. The transcript has 12 exons. Gene Ontology annotation, biological process: mitophagy by internal vacuole formation; mitochondrial protein catabolic process. Gene Ontology annotation, cellular component: mitochondrial outer membrane. The record is from RefSeq and is a predicted model, not a curated record. The coding region runs from base 255 to 1730 and encodes 491 amino acids.